AUGGGAGGGAGAAUUGGACUGUUGUUUGUUUUGAUACUUGGUGUUGUUGCAUUGGCUUGUGAUGCUAGAGGGUUUGCAAGUCCUUAUCAAUUGGGCAUUAUUGCUGCAAAUUCUGCAUCUGCUGAGCUAGUGAAGAUACCGGACGUGUGUGCACUUUGUGAGGAAUAUACUACCAAGGCACUUGAUUACAUAAAUGAAAACAAGACUCAGAGUGAGGUUAUUGAUAUUCUUCACAAUACUUGUCAUCAGCUUCACACGUUUGAGAGGAAGUGCAUCAGUUUGGUGGACUAUUAUUUGCCACUUUUCUUCUUAGAAAUGACCUCAGUUCAGCCUGGAGAUUUCUGCAAUAAGGUCAACCUCUGCCAGAACAUCGCUAAUAUGUCCUUACAAUUUCAAGAAAACAGCUGCGAUUUUUGCGAAGAUACUGUUUCAAAACUAUUGGACAAGAUAACAGAUCCUGACACAGAGCUAGCGAUAAUCGAGACAUUACUGAAGGUGUGCAGUUCAUUGCGCAAGUCUGCGAGCAAGUGCAAGAGGAUUGUUCUAGAGUAUGGUCCCUUGGUAUUUGAAAAUGCGGAAAAGUUUCUGGAGAAGGCAGAUAUAUGCACUGCAUUACAUGCUUGCAAGGAUUCAAAAGUAGUUGGCAGAGGAUUUAUUUCUCAACUCUUAAGUAUUUAUUAUGGCAACAAUAUUUUUAUGAGAAUGGUGCAUUUGCUGAAGAUUGCUCUAUUUUGA
Vicia faba (fava bean) is the source of this 735-nucleotide messenger RNA. The record is from the annotation of a GenBank genome assembly. Lineage: Eukaryota; Viridiplantae; Streptophyta; Magnoliopsida; Fabales; Fabaceae.